UUUGGUGUGCAAAAGGCAUGUCAUGUGGGUUAAUGCUCCAUCAAACUGGCUAGCCACCCAUUCCUUUAAUCAAACCAAGCAUGCUUCAAAUUUUGAAAAGGACGAAUGUUCGCAAUAUUUCAAUAUGUGAAGUGAGGCAAAGUAAUUUGUUUUAAUGGCUGCAUCUAUAAGCAGAGGAGGCUAGUCGUUGGUGCCUCAACGGUGUUCAUAAGACGAAUCAGUAUGAAACAAAGGUUGGGGUUUGCCUGAGGCAGGUUUCACUUCAAAUAGAGGUAGGGGACCCAUCAUCCUCUAGAGAUACAUUGGAUUCAGCUCUCAGAAGCUAUGGUCAGCCUGGUAAUGAAGGGACCCAAGUCAUCAUGGAAGUUGUAGUCCAAAACUAGUUCUCGUGCUUUUGUCUUUUGGAUGAUUUGGACCUCAUCUCCCAGAAAUCCAAACCAACAUGACUGAUGGUCAGGAAUGCUGGGAGCUGAAGUCCCCAACACUUAAAGGGCCAAAGUUUGAAGAGCACUGGUCUUAAAAAGAGAGAGAGAACUAGAAGGUACACAAAGCUUUAUGACACAGACAUUGCUAUUAAGGUAUAUUGCAGAUGAACAGUUAGGAAAAUAUUACAUUGCUUAAUGAUGGUAGGACUUUAAUAAGAUGGAGAAGACAUAAUUUUAAGGCUGUUCUUGCAAACUUCAGCCAUCCAGACUUGUUGGCUGGCUGCAUCUCCUGAAAGCUUCCAGAAGCAGUAAUUUGUGAAGUUCUGGUCAGUUCCUUUGUGCUUUUAUUAGCAUUUAUGGGUGACCUAAUCUUGCACUCUUUGAAUAGUCCCGGGAGUGUUUCCCCCAACUUCUUGCAGUUUCUAAGCCUUGUAUUAAAAAAACUUUUAUAUCUAAUGUAUCCAGUUAUUGGCUGGAUGAAACAAACACACAGUCUAUUGACUGAGUGAGGUUGUGAAACUAUUUAUCCCCUGUGUGUGUGUGUGUGUGUGUGUGUGUGUGUGUGUGUGUAUUCCAAUAUUAAUGCCAUCUUGAGUAGCGCUGGGAAAAGCCUUUUAAAAAGUUAAAUUCAGCAGCCAAGUAUUUAAAAAAUGCAUUAUUUGAAAUAGUUUGUGUGUGUCAUUUAAUGCCAAAUUAAGAUUUGAUAAUAGGUCUCAGAAGAUAUUACAACUUACUACAAGAGUGUAUCUUCUAUAUGUUUUUGAUCUACAGUUUCCAUGAGUCCUUGCUCCAUAGCUAAAAGCUAAUGGAAACUACAAUCUAGAGGUGCAUUUACACUGCAGAAUUAAUGCAGUUUGACCUAACACUGACUGUCAUGCUUCAAUGCAUUGGACUUUUAGUUUUACAAGGUCUUUGGUCUUCUCUGCCUCCCCAAACAACAAAUCCCAGGAUUCCAUAGCACUGAGCCAUUGCAGUUAAAGUGAUAUCAAACUGAGUUACUGUAACUCUACAGUGUUCAUGCACUCCUAGUGGGCUUCAGUGACAAUGGGAUUCAAACCCUGAUCUCCCAGAGUCCUAGAUACAGCCCAGAACAACUUGGAAGGAAGUAGUUGCCCAUUCUUAUGUUAAUGUCUGAGACAAACAUUAGGAAUGACACACUAGUGAGAUUGCUCACAACAGUUUAUUUCCUUCACUAACUAAGCCAUCACACAAUGGGAUACUUUUCUUCAGGUGAGAUGUCAGAAAAGCUAAACCGUUGUCGUAAGGAGCUUGCUGCUGCUAUUGGCCGAGCCAUGGAAGAUCUCUCCAUUCCUCCCUUGGCUUCCCCAGACUCCGCUGCUGACCUGAGCUCUGACUUACCCACGACACGGACCCCAACGCCCCCCAACGAAGAACCCUCUAGUCAGAAAGGAGAAAGCACCCCACCCACGGUGUAUUGCCCCCAGGUCUCUUUACCAGUGGCUUCUACUUCUGAAAAAGAGAACCCCCUCUUCAGGCAAAAUCUAAUUCCAGUGACUGUGGCCCCCAACAUUCAAUCCCCGAAACGGGAGCCCCUGUCAAGCAAGGAAAACACAUGGCUACAUCCUCAAAUUUUCAUCGCUGACAGGCAGUUUUUCCUCAGCUUAGAAGACAGCGAGAGGAGAAAGCAGCAUCUAAGUAAAACUGAUGAAAGGCCCAUGAAGUCUGAAACAAGUGUAAGUGAUGACGAUGCCGCUCCACAGAAUCUGAAAGAGCUUGCUGAUUUGAGUGAUAACCCAGCUAUGUGGCCAGCAGAAAAGCUUCCAAGGAAACCUGGUUUUGAAAAUGAACUGCAGGAAGUGUCUAGGCUGUCAAGUGAACUAUUUCCUCUAGAUGCAUCCUCAGUCCUUGAUAUGGAUGUGAGUAGUUUCAGAAAGGUCCUGGAGCACAGCACCGAGGAUGAAGCAAUCAUUGAAACGUUGCUAGAUAUGGAAGAGGAAUACAGAUUGAACAGCUCCACCUUGCACCAGCUGCACUAAAGAGGCUGGUGUGAGGUGUGAGCUAUCUUCAUUUUAAGAUUGGAUAGCGGCAUGUCUGAACCAUGGAAAAACUGGCAAACUGGCAAAACAUGUUACAUGAUGCACUAAUAAACUAAAUAACUUACAA
Messenger RNA from Anolis carolinensis (green anole), 2549 nucleotides. RefSeq names its product chromosome 2 C3orf62 homolog (gene c2h3orf62). The coding region runs from base 1637 to 2422 and encodes 261 amino acids. Lineage: Eukaryota; Metazoa; Chordata; Lepidosauria; Squamata; Anolidae. The record is from RefSeq and is a predicted model, not a curated record. The transcript has 3 exons.